Messenger RNA from Otolemur garnettii (small-eared galago), 2476 nucleotides. RefSeq names its product chromosome unknown C2orf42 homolog (gene CUNH2orf42). The record is from RefSeq and is a predicted model, not a curated record. The transcript is spliced from 9 exons. Gene Ontology annotation, cellular component: nucleus. NCBI's taxonomy places the organism in Eukaryota, Metazoa, Chordata, Mammalia, Primates, Galagidae. The coding region runs from base 394 to 2013 and encodes 539 amino acids.
ACUUAUCGCGCGUGGGCGGCUCUGGCCAAUAACGACUGUCGUUACAGCGAACAGUUUGGCCGUAUUUGUAAAAGGCCGCACCAGGCGAAGAGAGAAGAGACUGCCAAGAUCUCUAGUUAGGGCAGUGGGAAUCUUCUCUGACUGUGGAACAUUGGGCAGGAGGUUUGCCAUUGGUUGGUCCAGGAGGAGGAAGCAGAACAUCUGCAUUGUUACACCACAGUGUUCAAACUUCAGAAGACUGCUGGCUAAGUGGUGUCAUUUACUCUGCAAGUGAUUAUGUCUUUCCCUGUCCUCUCUGAUCAUCAGAAACUAAUGAAACACCUUUUAGGUUUGAUGAAUUCAGGUCAUACUAUUUUCCAGAUGCCCUGGCAACUGGUACAGGGCCUGUGAAAAAUGGAACCAAACUCUCUGAGGACUAAAGUCCCAGCUUUCUUAUCUGACUUGGGCAAGGCCACAUUGAGGGGAAUCAGAAAGUGUCCCCGAUGUGGCACAUACAAUGGAACCCGGGGACUGAGCUGUAAGAAUAAGACUUGUGGAACCAUAUUCCGCUACGGUGCACAGAAGCAGCCUAGUGUUGAGGCUGUCAAAAUCAUCACAGGCUCCGAUCUGCAGGUCUACUCAGUGCGACAAAGAGACCGAGGCCCUGAUUACCGAUGCUUUGUGGAGCUGGGGGUUUCAGAGACAACAAUCCAGACUGUAGAUGGGACCAUCAUCACUCAGCUGAGCUCUGGGCGGUGCUAUGUCCCUUCAUGCUUAAAAGCUGCCACCCAAGGCGUUGUGGAAAACCAAUGCCAGCACAUCAAGCUGGCCUUGAACUGCCAGGCAGAGGCCACGCCGCUGACCCUAAAGAGCUCAGUCCUAAAUGCAAUGCAGGCUUCCCCAGAAACCAAACAGACCAUCUGGCAGUUGGCCACAGAACCCACGGGCCCCCUGGUACAGAGGAUUACUAAAAACAUCUUGGUGGUAAAAUGCAAGGCAAGCCAGAAGCAUAGUUUGGGGUAUCUGCAUACAUCUUUUGUGCAGAAAAUCAGUGCCAAAAGCUUGCCUGAGCGCCGCUUCUUCUGCUCCUGUCAGACUCUGAAAUCGCAUAAGUUGAACACCUCCAAGGACGAAGCAGCCCAGAGAUGUAUUCAUUUCUUUGCCUGCAUCUGUGCCUUUGCCAGUGAUGAGACACUGGCUCAGGAAUUCUCAGACUUCCUAAAUUUUGAUUCCAGCGGUCUUAAAGAGAUUAUUGUGCCCCAGUUAGGCUGCCAUUCAGAACCAACAGUAUCAGCUUGUGAGUCUACUGCCUCUAAGCCAAAGAAGAGGAAAAAGGAUGAAGUUUCUGGUGCACAGAUGAACUCUUCACUAUUGCCUCAAGAUGCAGUGAGCAGUAAUCUAAGGAAAAGUGGCCUGAAAAAGCCUGUGGUUGCUUCUUCAUUAAAAAGGCAGGGCAAACCAGAGCCACUGGUGUUCCAUAUUCCUCAAUCCUUUUUUGAUGCCCUGCAACAGAGGAUAUCAAUAGGAAGUGCAAAAAAACGGCUUCCCAACUCUACCACAGCUUUUGUUCGGAAAGAUGCCUUGCCACUGGGAACAUUUUCCAAGUAUACCUGGCAUAUCACUAAUAUCCUGCAAGUUAAACAAAUCUUAGAUACCCCAGAGAUGCCCUUGGAAAUCACUCGUAGCUUUAUCCAGAACCGAGAUGGGACUUAUGAGCUGUUUAAAUGCCCUAAAGUGGAAGUAGAGAGCAUAGCAGAAACCUAUGGGCGUAUAGAAAAACAGCCAGUGCUUCGACCCUUGGAACUAAAAACUUUUCUCAAAGUUGGCAACACUUCCCCAGAUCAAAAGGAGCCAACACCUUUCAUCAUUGAGUGGAUCCCAGAUAUCCUUCCCCAGUCCAAGAUUGGCGAGUUGCGGAUCAAGUUUGAGUAUGGUCACCACCGGAACGGGCAUGUGGCAGAGUACCACGACCAGCAACCUUCUCUGGACCAGCCCUUGGAACUGGCCCCUCUGACCACUAUCACUUUCCCCUGAAACAAAACAAGAAAAUCUUUUUAUUGCUGAAUUUGCACAUCCCCACCCCUUGAAAACUUUAAAUACUAGUUAGGCACUUAGAUAUCUGCCCUUGUUCCUUAGUAAACUUCUCUUAGCUAAGAUAAAAUUUCUCAACACUUUCAAGUAGAUUCUGUUGAAGAAAAACUCUUCUUGUAAAUGGCCUUUCUGGUGCUGCUGUGUACCGGCUUCAUUAUACAUUGGGCAGUAUUUUUGAAGGGAACAAAAAGAAAACAAGCUCAUUUUCCUUCUUAAGGAUUCACCUUUAGAAUGUUUCAGACUUUGUCUAAUCUCUAAGAAGUUAGGACCAUUCAGCUUUACACCAACAGUGUUGGAAAGUUAACUAUACCCUGCUUAGGGCAGAAUGUUAAGGACUAUCCAGGCAGAGUUCUAGCCCAGGGCUUUAUUCUGUUCUCAAAUAAAGCGGAGUGUCAUUAAUUUUUCC